Molecule: messenger RNA, 798 nt
Organism: Clonostachys solani
Lineage: Eukaryota; Fungi; Ascomycota; Sordariomycetes; Hypocreales; Bionectriaceae
Source: the annotation of a GenBank genome assembly
AUGUCAACAUUUUCCCUCUUCCCUCAGCUACCAGCCGAGAUCCGCAGUCAGAUAUGGGAGUGCGCGCUGCCUGGUCUGGAACCAGGGGUGCACUUCUUUAGGGCAGGCUGUUGGACCCCGCGCUACCUCAGUCCCUCUGAUGACGAGUAUGAGCCGGACGCAGUGGAUGAUAACCGUUAUGCGAAAUUUGAUAAUACACGAAUUAACAAGACAUGGCUGGCGGUUUCCAUCAUUGAUGUGAAUCGCGAAGCCCGUCAGGCUGCACUACGCUGGGCACAGGGAUAUCAACUACAACUGUGCUUUCUACAAGAGCAGCAAGAACUGGUUUUUCUUCGCCAUUACAGCCUUGAAAAAGAUACGCUCUACGUUACGCCUGGAAGGUGGGAAAGAUUUCUGCAGGAACUAAUGGCUCCCGAUGAUAUGAGGUUUAUGAACAACAUGUUUUCGCUCUCUUCAUAUAUUGAUCGCAUUGUUAUUCCGGAUUCAUUUUUUGAAGAAGCCAUACCAACCCUUCUUCAGAUGUUCCAGACCCAUGAUCUGGAAGCACUCGAGACGCCACUAGAGCCUGUAUCUGAUGAUUUCGAUCCCUCAUACCAGUAUGAGCCAUGUGGAGGAGCAACCGUGAGCUGGAACUCGGAACUUCAAAGGUUUGAUUUUGAAGCAGGAAAUGAAGAGAUUGACCGCCCGGGAUGGCAUCAACUUCUGAACCAAGCUGCUCAAAGUUUGGUCAAAAGUUUUGCUGCAUGCCGCCGAGAGAAGGAACUUUCUAUCAUGGCUGUUCGGCUCUACAAGGUAUAG